Molecule: messenger RNA, 8463 nt
Organism: Ornithodoros turicata
Lineage: Eukaryota; Metazoa; Arthropoda; Arachnida; Ixodida; Argasidae
Product: serine/threonine-protein kinase D3-like
Exons: 20
Coding region: 1140-3758 (872 amino acids)
Biological process (GO): protein phosphorylation
Molecular function (GO): protein kinase activity; ATP binding
Source: RefSeq, a predicted model, not a curated record
GUUUGUCGUGCCACUGUGACAUGAGUAUCUAUGACACAGUGAGGUUAUCUUGUAUGUACAUAUUUCGUGUCACUCGCCAAUGGUCUUCCGUAUGUCCGUAGCUCUUGUUAUCAGUUGUCGACACAUCUUGUGUCUCGCCCGCCGUAUAUAUUAGGCUCCUUCCUUUUCGGGUUCACGCGUUAAAACGCCUACAUACGCGUGCACUAUAUCCCUGGCGAUUGCAUUAUACAGGAGCAGUUAAUGGGAUCCAACAGACCCCGGGGAAUAUCCUCGUUAAGCCUGGCGAUUACCUGACUCGUCCAUCCUUUAUCCAAACUCUGUGGAGCGACCAACCGUGUGAUAGGGAGGUUUAGAUUGUCCUGCUGUGCUCCGGAUGGAUUUUAGAUGCACUCAUUAAGUCUCCAUGGUGAGCGCAUUCCUCAUUAGAAUGUUCAUUUAACUAUUGUUUUCAGUUUCACAAAAUUAGCGUUAUCCGUGGAACAACACCGGAUUUUUUUCUUUUCGUGCAGUUUUCUAAUAUUAGUAGUUGCCAGACAACAUUAUUAGAGGUGGCCGCGAACCUAGCCUUGUCGAGUUUUCAACAGGUAUUUCCUUUUAUCUUGCGCUAUGUUUUUCCUUUUUCCGUUUCCUUUCGUCUCAUUACGUUCACCGUGAUGCUUGUCCUUUCCUUCGCAUGUGGAUCCAAGUGUCUGCACUGUCAACGUCAAGUCUAAUAGAACGCCUUCUGCAACCGGUGGAUCGUUCACAUCUGUUUCUGCUUCAGCGAAGGCAGACGACAGUCGGAUUUCUUCCCAUUUUUGGCUCUCGCGCGAUUGGUUGCUUUUCUUUUUUUUUCUUUUUUUCGCUACUGUUGUCAGACGUUUCUUCGUUUUCCUCCUUGGAGACGAGAGUCCUCGACCGGAGCACUCAAGUUGAGUGGAUGUUUCUAUAGGAAAUGGACAAAGCUUCGCGUGCGGUUCGACGCCUUCCGUUGUUCAGUGCAUGCAGCGCAAUUCCCUUUCGCCGAACGUUGGAAGACAUAAAGGUGCAUCGCCACCAUCGACACAAAUGUCCCGCAGGUUGCAUUCCGCUCGUGAUAAGAUACGCUCUCGUCGGCUGUGUGUGUGAUAUCUGUACGUGAGAGAACUUCCCCCCGGAGCAUGGAUGAGAAACAGCCGGAAAGCUCCGGCAUUUCGGCGUUCAUGUGCGGAACGGAGUCUGCUAAGGAGCUCAUGUGUUGCACCCAAGUUCAGUCGUUCAGCGUCAUGGAGCUGCCCGUGCUGAACGUUCCUGGAGAAGUGACGUUCUUGAUGCAGGCUGGCCUGGUCAAGGAUACCGUCACCAUGGACACAAGCGAGCUCAACCUCAGGACGCUCAAAGACCUUGCCUGCAACUUCAUAGACAGGAAGUUCCCAGAGCAUGGGCUAAACCGCCUUAGCGAGCGUCUCAUCCUAUUCCGGCAUGACUACAACAGCGAAAACGUCCUGCUGCCCAUCAAUGCUGCCUCCGACGUUGCAGAGGGCACCCUGGUGGAGAUCGUCGUUUCGGCCAACAAUCCGACUGAUGACGUCCAGAUCCGACCGCAUUCGCUCACAGUGCACUCGUACAAGACUCCAACUUUUUGUGACUUCUGCGGCGAGAUGCUUUUCGGACUGGUCAGACAAGGGCUCAAGUGCGAAGGCUGCGGCCUCAACUUUCACAAGCGAUGUGCCUACAAGAUUCCCAACAACUGUUCGCACGCACGCCGAAGACGUUCUUCCACGUCGAUGUACCCUCGCAGCCCCACGGAGGCCGUGCAGAGGACAGCCAGCAGCGCAGCCACCUUCAGUGACGACCACAACUCGCUCCUGGCAACAUCUCCAGCCCGAGAGAAGAGGUCGCCGUCGCUCAACAUGGGUCGACCAGCCUGGGUGGAUCGAGAACUGGCUGGCAGGAUCCGCAUUCCACACACCUUCAUGGUUCAUUCGUACGCCAAGCCCACGGUGUGCCAGUACUGUAAGAGGCUACUCAAGGGAAUCUUCAGGCAGGGCAUGCAGUGCAAAGAUUGCAAGUUCAAUGUUCACAAGCGGUGCAUGGACAGGAUUCCAAUGGAUUGCACAGGAGAGGCCCCCAAAGAAUGGGGCGAAUCCUCACAAGAAAACUCAGAGAGCUCAGAGGUGGAAAACAAUGGUGAGAGGGACAACACUGAAGAUGACUCGGAUAAUGAAAGUGACCUGUCUCAAGAACGUGGCAACGGCGGACCCGACAGCCAGGAAGAUGAACCAAAAGUACUUGUCAAUGAGACUGCAAGUAACAACAUUCCACUGAUGAGAAUAGUACAGAGCAUAAAGCAUACGAAAAGAAAAGGCUCUAAGGUGAUUAAGGAGGGCUGGCUGGUGCACUACACAGACCGGGAUCCCAUGCGGCGACGCCAUUACUGGCGCCUCGACACUAAGGCCAUCACCUUGUUCCAAAACGACACUUCCUCCAAGUACUACAGGGAAAUUCCUCUGUCUGAGAUCCUGUCAAUAGAACCAGCUCGUCCCAUAAAGGAAGGAGCAGGGCCCAGGCCCACCCAUUCAUUCGAGCUGCGUACAUCUACCUUGGUGUUUCUGAUUGGUGACGAUAGAGAUCCUUCUCGAAGUUGGGAAGUGGCCAUUCGUCAAGCGCUUAUGCCUGUUACAGCUGCACAUGGACCAAAAACAGAUACACCUGGCCAGGAUCAAAGUGACAAUGGUCAGAACAUGGACAUUAGUCUCAGAUACCAGAUUUUUCCUGAUGAAGUCCUAGGAUCGGGGCAGUUCGGAAUAGUUUAUGGAGGCGUUCACAGGACCAGUGGCCGUGCCGUGGCCAUUAAAGUGAUAGACAAGUUGCGUUUUCCAACAAAACAAGAGGCUCAGCUCAAGAAUGAAGUUGCCAUUCUUCAAAAUCUGCACCAUCCUGGAGUCGUCAACUUGGAGAAGAUGUUUGAGACCGUCGAAAGGAUUUUCGUUGUUAUGGAGAAGCUGAAAGGAGACAUGUUGGAGAUGAUUCUCUCGAGCGAGAAAGGACGGCUUUCUGGUCGUAUCACCAGGUUCCUUAUUUAUCAGAUACUCAUAGCCCUGAAGCACCUGCACUCAAAAAAUAUUGUGCACUGUGAUUUGAAGCCAGAAAAUGUAUUGCUGUCGUCAGACUCAGAGUUUCCACAGGUGAAGUUGUGCGACUUUGGCUUUGCAAGAAUCAUUGGCGAGAAGUCCUUCCGCCGAUCUGUUGUUGGCACUCCGGCAUACCUGGCUCCGGAAGUGCUCCGAAACAAGGGUUACAACCGUUCCCUUGACAUGUGGUCCGUCGGAGUUAUAAUUUACGUCAGUCUGAGUGGAACGUUCCCUUUCAACGAGGAAGAAGAUAUCAACGACCAGAUACAAAAUGCCGACUUCAUGUAUCCACCAAACCCAUGGAAGGAUGUGUCCCCUGAAGCGAUUGACCUUAUCAACAACUUGCUCCAAGUGAAGACAAGGAAGCGCUACACGGUGGAUAAAUCUUUGGUGCACUCCUGGCUGCAAGACUACCAGACCUGGUGCGACCUACGCGAACUGGAAAGUCAGGUGGGAGUCCGCUACGUAACCCACGAAUCAGACGACGCUCGCUGGGAAGCUCAUCGGCGAGAGCACGGCCUGCGCCCUCCUGCGCCCGUGCCACCCACCACGGCCGCGUUGAGCGAUGACACAUUGGGAGCUGCCUCGCACGUUACCGUUCGGCCCAGGCUCUCAGUGCAACGAGAAGAAGACUCGGCACCGCCCUUUGGCCGGAUACGGCUCUGAUGUUCAUCGGGAACAGUGACCAAGACUGUGUUAUGGACAUGUGUACACUUAUAUGAGUGCUGGUAUCAGGAUAUUUAGAAGCUUAUUUGAGAGCAAGUUAUAUUUUAGCAAACGCAAACUCAUUCCAGGCAUUUCUUACGACUCCCAAUCGAAACCCACGCAUUUGCUGCCAUGUGGGUACUUGUGACAGGGUAUAUCACCCUAAAGUUGAUUAAGUGGAUUUGUAGGAGGGAAGGGGGGUGACAGUGGAGGUGUUUCAUUGUCUUUUAUUCGUUAGCGUGUUAGUGUGAGGCACGGAAGAAAGCCUUUCGAAGAAUUUUUACGUCAUAGGCGGUUAGAAAUGAUGUAUAAACAACACUAAAAAGCAUUUCUGCCCCCUUUCAGACACAUUUUUAACUGAAUUUUUUUUUUUUCGUAAAAUCUAGCGGUUCAGAAUUUUUAUACUUUGUCAUACCACCAUGAAAUUAGUGAAGUGUUGGCAAAAGCACUGUAGCACGGAUUCAUCGUGUAUAUAAUCGCGGUAUUUUCUGCAACUUGCAAGAAGCACAAGAUAAAGAGGUUAUGCCUUCAUGGUACAAAUGAUACCUUGCACAGCGGAGCUAGAACCAGAAACAAUUCCUGAGCCCGGUUUUUGGAACGCAAGGUCACACAAAUACAGUCGUGUUAGCGAGUUCAUACUGCUGUGUCUUUCAUUCCCGUCCACCACUAUCAGCCAGAUGACGUUUGCGCUGAAUUCCUGUGGCUAGGUAUGUCCGUACUAUUCAACAUUGUGUAACUGCACUGCACAGCAAAGCAACGAAUGCUCGAAUUUCGGAAGUGUGUAUAUAUAAGUCAACGCCGUAUACUCGUGUAAAAAGCGCAUGGUGCAUUCCAGUUUUGGCUAUUCCUACUAUGGUGGCAGAUUGCUUAUGCAGGUUGCUUCCUGUUAAACUGCUCAAUGUUGUGGCAAGAGAAGCUUUGCAAUGCGCACGAAGCAGUGCGUUCGAUAUUAGGUUCAUCUUCCGUGAAGACUGCCAAACCCACGCAAAUUGGAGAGAGCAGGCUGUCACCAUUUCGCUCAGUCGUCUUUUUUUUCUUUUUUUUUUUUUUUUUACUCCACUUUUCUGUGCCUGUCAUUAGAAAUCAUAAUGUUAAAGGUUCAGACUGUGGCAUACAUUCCAUGGCUGUUCGCUUGGAUCACUGUCUUGACGCUUUUGUAACCACGCUGCUUUUUCUGAUGUUUCAAUGAGGCAACAAAAACUGCUGUAUUACGCCGACUGUUAGUAAGAGAAAUAAUAAUUGGAUCAAAUUUUAGCCCUAUAAUUAGUCGAUAAUUUGGUGCAAAAAUUUGUAAAUUGCAAAGGCCGAAUCGAAAAUUAGGACAAAUACAACUUUUCGUUGCACAUUCUCUCCAUCAGCAGCUGUCCUCUGGGAACCCACAACCAACUUCAUUAGCAAAAUUUCUCAACUACUACUCUGCAGAAACCUGUAUAGAUGGGAAUGCCAAAGAAAUUAUUUGUCGUGCUAGUUACAGAUAGGUAUUGCAAAUUGUCAGUCUAAUUCAAGCUUCAUGAUUGCAUUGAACAAUCACAAGAAGCAGGGGUAUGUGAGCGUUGAAAUGUUCGAUCAGGCAGAAUGCGAGAAGAGCAGCAUCUUUGCCUAAACAUUCCAACCUUUUUUUCUUCUUCUGGCUGACGCUUAUACUGCCUCCUAUAUAUACAUGAAUAAAAAAAAUGAAUAGAAACAUAAAAUAUGUAUACUUGCAAAUCUUGUCAGUGAAAGCUACCACAUUUCCCCAGAGGGCACUGGAACUUUUAAAUUGGCCAUCGAACACUGAUCACACGAUUCAUUGGAAAUGUGCGUGGUUUCAAAACAGCUAACUAUUUUUGAGUUUCGUAGUUGGAAUUGCUGUUGCCACCUCAUGUUUUGUGACAGUCUUGACAUACUAACAUAUUGUAGAGAGUGAAGAAAACCGUGAUCCAGUUUUUAUUUGUGCGAACUGCAUUCCAUAUUUUAUGCCAAAUUAUGUCCGUUGGUGAUAAUUUGUCUUAGAAACAGCAGGACAUAAAGCUGAUUAAAUUUUGCCAAAGAACCGUUUUUACUCUUGUGUGCUUUGCACAAGGAUCAAGCAUUCUUCCAAAAGUACAUGAAAACAUUUACAUAGCAAAGCCAUAACGUACUUCAUGACAAUCCCAAGUUGUAGUAUGCAGGACUCUGUGGUCUUGACAGGACAGUUAGAAAAUCUUGUGGCUGUGCGCUACUUAGAUUUAUGUAGCAGUGCUUCAACAGAAGCGUGACAGCUUCUCGGGGUUUUACAUUAAGCGUGACAGAUUGUGUAUGGGGUUAUCACAGCAACAAGGACAUUUGCAGUUGUACAUACCGAUGCAGCUAAACUGAUGUGGCGGUUAUUGCAUUAUUUUGGCUGCAUCAUAAACUGAUUUGUGCUUUAUUAUGUGAUGACUUUUAUAUGCUGCUCUGUACUUAACCACUUUCUGUCAAUGUAUAGGUACUGCACUGCAUGUGGUGAAACAAGAUUUAUGGUCCUUUUGCUCACAACGUCCUCAGUGCAGAGUGACGUUACAUCUUUCUAACCGUUUUUCCGCACAGCUGUCCUAGAAGGAAUCGAGAGGAAAAAUGUCCAUGGUGCACCCUAAACUAGUAUGUGCAAUGAUGCUAGAGCAGUGUACAUCACCUGGCAGAUUUGGUUGCUGCAGCUGUACUUGCCUAUCUUUUUGUCACAAAGUCACCUGCACAACAUGUUGCUCUGAUUUUACCUUUUUUUUCUACCCGUUCCCUUUCUUUUCACUGUCCUGUUGCUACACAGAACUGUCCAAGAUACGUUGACCCUCGAAAGGGCUCUCAUUUCUCUGUGUGUAUAUGUAUAUAGAUAUAUGUAUACGUGUAUGUACACCUAUGUAGAUGUGUACUUAUACCAACUUCUGUGGGUCACUGCAUGAUGCAUGCUGUAGCAUAUUUGGAUUCGUGUUUCCAUCUAUUCUUUUCAACUUUGUCUUAUUUCGUCGGGUAAGUGAUAUCCGCAUGCUCUCAUUGUUUGUCUUUCUGAACUGCUUUUUAAAAAGGUUUUGAUGUAAAUGAAGUCCCUUUCUGCCUUUUGCACCCUGAAGACACAAGUGUGCUAUCUCUUGGAUCAACGAAUUUUCGGGGGACUGAUUAAUUGAAAAUUGCAACAUCCGCCUCAAAGGAGGCUCGCUGUAGCCUUGCUGCAUCACAUUUAAAGAUAUCAACACUUGUGUUUCUGCUGCACCUUUGGGUGUUUAACCACAGCAUAAUCACCGUAGUCACGAGGAUCAGAGACACCAGAAGCGGGACAUUGCAGUUGUCAAACGAAUGACAUCCUUUCUGUCAUUGUUAUUGGUGGGGGAAGGCACAUUUUAUACAGUAUAAAAUAAACAAAAACAAUGUUGUGUGUUGGCACAAACAGUGGGGAAUCUACAUCGAGAGGGCAUUGGGGCUGAGACCUUUGCCUCGGAGAUUGGUGUAACUGUGGGAUCUAAACUUCAAUAACCAUUCUGGCAUACAUUAAACUUCAUAAGUAUGCUGCAAAUACUUCCAUGAAUGCUGAAGUUGAUGCCUCCUGUAUGCACUGUACCUGAGUGUAACUAAUUUCACACUUUGGCUAAUACUACAAGCAUCACUGUGCAGCAAUGUGUGCUGCUAUACCCCCAUAUCUUCUAACAUUUAAAAACCUGAGCCUGGUCAGCAUGUCAACAUUUUAAACGAAUCAAGCUUUUCUUGCACAGUGCAUAUUUUUUUAAUACAAUUUUGUUAUGCUUGCUAUAACUACACAUAAUUCCAAACAAAAUGCAGGCAGCAUGUUGGUCCUUAGUUUCUGAUGCUUCGUGAUGACUGUGUAGGAUAUAUUUUGAGUGUGCUGUAUUAAUGCUAGCGUAUGAGAAUAAUUAGCAGAUGUGGGAGAUAUUAUGCAUUGUUUGCUUAGCAAUACUGUCUUCUACACUAUGCGAAAGCGGUGGAGUGCGUAUCGUAAAAUCAAAGGUUUGUGUGUCCAUAAAGUACUUUCAUCUGUGCCAGCUCGGAUCGUGAGGUUUCACAGCAGUGUAAGUUAAUGGUACACAUUGAGACUCAUGGAGAGCACAUCAUUUUUGCUUUUAAACCUAAAAAAACUUGAUUUGGGACGGAGUCAAAAGAGAAAUACAUGUGUGCCUCUUCCUACGAUGCCUGGUUUGAGGCACAUCAGAACAAUGCAUUAAACUUCAGAUCUUCAGUAAUUUGUCUCCAGACUUUCAGAGAAGCACAGAAAUGCCGAGAGUCCAGGUACUCUCGGGUAAUGAAAGCUGUCCUGGCAUUUGCUGCGGGUGUGUGCCACUGCAAGGUUUGAAAGUGUACAAAUAUUGUCUGGAAAUAUCAUUGUUCUUUUGCCUCUCUGGUGUCUACUUUAAAAAAGAAGACUGUUGCACUACCUUCGAGGGCAACAGUGCUAUAGAGUCUUUGUUUUGCUGUCUCUGUGUAUGACUACACAAACUUGCUCCAUCUUUGUAUGACCAUUUGACUGUCUUUUUUAAAAUAUACUUUCUUUGUAAAUUUCCUGGAUGUCAUGGAUCAUGCAGAUGCCUUUUACGACGUUUCAAACGUGACACAAUUUUACUAGAUAGUUUGAGAUUAUGCAUUCCUGGUGAUGGUUGUCUGUUCACUUAAAGAGGUAUACCCCCGAACAAAAUACGUUUAUAAUAAAAAUGUAUUGAGGAAU